This is a messenger RNA of Cornus florida, 1718 nucleotides long. Its product is annotated as F-box protein At5g49610. Gene Ontology annotation, molecular function: protein binding. The record is from RefSeq and is a predicted model, not a curated record. NCBI's taxonomy places the organism in Eukaryota, Viridiplantae, Streptophyta, Magnoliopsida, Cornales, Cornaceae. The transcript has a single exon. Bases 344 to 1438 code for a protein of 364 amino acids.
UACUAAAUAAAGAUUUAAUUUCACAAUACAUUAAAAUUUACCUUUAUUUGCUUAAUAAUGAUUUAAUCAGUACCGUUGAUCACAAAAUGAUGUCAGCGAAUCUCUAGAAAUUUUCUUCCACAUUUAAUGGCCAUUUCUUAGAGUCUAACUCUGCAAACCGAACCGUGUUUUCCAUCUUCCUUGAUCCCCCCAAUCUCUCUCAAACACUCUCUCGAUCUCUCGAUUCAACUGCUGGAACUUAGUUUCAUGGACUGUUCAUCUACAAGAUCUACUUGGGUGAGUUAAUUUUCGAAACUCCUCUUGAUUUUUCUUGCACUUUCUCGCUCUUUCUUGCAAUUAUAUCAUGAAUUCCCCCAAUUCAGAAUCUGGGUUUCUCCCAGAUGAAGUAGUUCUUCAAAUUCUUGCAAGAUUGCCCAUUAAAUCCCUCUUUAAACACAGAACAGCAUGCAAACAUUGGUAUAAAUUGUGUUCCGGUAAAUAUUUCAUUCAACUCUAUAAGGAAGUAUCUGUUAAGAACCCAAUUGUGUUGCUAGAGAUCACUGAGCUCUCGGAAGCCAAAUCAAGUUUGAUUUUUGUUGAUAGAUUUAGGGGUGCCUCUGAAUUUUCAUUGGAUUUUAUCAAUGAUAGAGUGAAAGUUCGAGCCUCGUGUAAUGGAUUGUUGUGUUGCUCUAGUAUACCUGAUAAGGGUGUUUAUUAUGUAUGUAAUCCAAUGACUAGGGAGUAUAAAUUGCUUCCCAAAAGUAGGGAAAGACCCGUUACUCGAUUUCAUCCAGAUGAUGAGGUCACUCUUGUUGGAAUUGCUUGCAAUUUAUCAAUGCAAAAGUUUAAUGUUGUAUUAGCUGGUUAUCACCGAUCGUUUGGCCAUAGGCCGGGCAAGACUUUUUUGUCUUUGGUUUUUGAUUCGGAGGCGAACAAAUGGAGGAAGAUUGUGUCAUUGCUAGAUGAUCAUUUCACCCAUAUGAAUAAGAAUCAAGUGGUAUAUGUUAACGGCUCACUGCAUUGGUUGACAGAAAGUUGUUCUUAUGUGCUUGUGCUCGAUUUGAGUCUUGACAUUUGGAGGAAGAUUUCAUUGCCCGAUGAAGUCUGUUGUGGGAAUGGGAAUAGGUGUUAUCUGUUGGAGUCAGAAGGGCAUUUGUCCGUGAUUCAGAUUUCAGACGCUUGGAUGUAUAUUUGGUUUUUGAAAGAUUACAUGAUGGAAGAUUGGCAUAUGGUUGAUAGGGUGAGUCUUAGAUGUAUUAGAGGAAUGGCACCGGGCAUUUUCCCAAUAAGUCAGACCAGUGAAUAUGUUCUUCUUGCAACCCAUAAAGAGGUGCUGAUGUAUCAUCGACAUAGCAGAGUGUGGAAAGAAAUGUAUUCUGUGAAGAACAGCUCUACCUUACCGUUGUGGUUCUCAGCACACGCCUUCCAAAGCACAAUCUUCUCUUGUAGGCAAGAGUAAGCUGUGGACUGAAUUUGAACGACUGUUGUAUAUAAAGGUAUUGUUGCAAAAUUGCUACUCAUUGUUCGACUCUUAAUUGUCAAUUGUCAAAGUUUUAUGUGAUUUGCAUAUGCAGUAUGUAAUUUCAGUACCAUGCUAGUGGCUUUGAGGUGGACCUUUAUCACUUCACAUUGAUCAUUUUGUCAGGCCACUGUGCGAUUGCUUUUAUGUAUUCAUAUCUCUGAUGUGGACUGAUUUUAAAAAGGUAUUGUAUAUAGAAUCAUUGUUGCAAAUUGCUACU